UCGCUGUACGCGGCUCCAACUCAAUGUUAAUUUGUUCAGUCUGAUGGGAUUUGGAAAUUAUUCUUUUCUUUUGGUGUUUUUGGAUCAUUAAUAAACCCCAUGAGAUUGAGAUUUGGCCGUGUUAUUGGGCGAAUAUUAUUCCGAUUGCGGGGCCCGAGCUGCAAUAGUCGAGCCUGAGGCAGCGGAACAGGGAGAUUGGGGGGUCCGGGUCCGAUGGAAGUGACGGUGAAGCAAUGGAGAAGGGAACAGUCCUUCUUCCGUAGGCUACUUCAAUGGCUGGAUGUUCUGGACCCGACAACAUUGUUAGCAUCAAAUAAGGAAAUAGAAAACGCUCAAACUCUGCUUCAAGGCAGCCUCCCGAGUCUGAAGGAGACAGUGAGAGAUGAAAAGAUUAAGGAAGCUUUGAAACUUACUCUGUCUUCGGUGCAUCCAGAUACCGGUGAUGUGUUGCCAACAAUAUUCCGUGCUUCAGCAUUCACGCCAUUUGCUGCCCCUUUGGCUGUGGCUAUGCUUCUGCCUCACAAAGGGAUGAAACCAGCUGUAUUUUGGCAGUUCCUCUUUCAGUCGUACAGUGCAGGAUACAACUUGGCAAACAGAAAUAAAACCAUCUGUAAAGAUGAAAAGAUUCCUCUAAAGCAAGUUCUCCUUUUGGUUGGAGCUGUGUCCUAUACUACAUGUUUAGGAGUUUUCCCUCAGUUUGUGAUGUAUCGCUAUGUGUCUAACAGUCCUGCAAUGUACACUGUGUUCAGAAAGAUUGUGCCAGUUCCUGUACUUGCGAUUGCAAGUGCUCUGAAUGUGGCAAUAGUUAGAGGCUUUGAAUUUGAUAAAGGAAUUGAAGUUGUGGAUAAAAAUGGAAAUGUAGUAGGAGUCUCACAAUUGGCCGGAACUAAGGCAAUAAAAGAAACAGCACUUUCUAGAGCAGCAUUAGUUGGAGCUACAGUAGCUGCACCCAACAUACUUGUCAGCUAUUUACAAAGAACGAAUUUCAUAAGAAGAUUUCCACUUGCUCUUGCUCCUGUUAGACAUAUAAUGACUGCCUUUGUACUAGGACUAAUGGUACCCAUUUCCUUCAGCCUGUAUCCUCAAACAGGGAAGAUUAAACGGAGCAAUAUUGAACCUUUGAUCCAGUCGGCCACAACAGAAGAGGACCUUUAUUACAACAGAGGAUUAUGAAAGAGGGCCACUAGAUAAGAUUGUAAUCUGUCUGGAGUCAAUUGGUUCACAUGGACAGAUCUCGUUGAGCACUGAUACAAGGUAGCUGAGCGGCAUGAAUGCAGCAGAAAUUUUACUUGAUGCAGAACUAUUUAUAAUAAUGUGUAAAGCAUUGAAUUCUAUUGUAAUAAUGUUUGACUAAAUAAUUGCUUUAACACAGAGCCCUCUGCUACCUCUGGAAAUGAGAAAUGUUGAAUGUGAGCUCGGUCAUUUUUGGGAAGAUAUAACCGUAGGGAGAUCACAGUCUAUCCCCAUCACCUCCUCACUCAACAUCCAUGCAUGUACUAACCAAUGCUAGUCACUGGAUGGUAAUAAGGACCAAUAGCUGUGGCUGAUUUCCCUUCCCAUUCGCUGAUCUGAAAAUAUUAGCCUAUCAUAUUAGCCUCAUUGCUGUCCUGGAUGACAGCACAAUCCAAAUAUGGGACAUUUCUGGUCUGGUGUAGCUCAACACCAAUCUGGUCAGUAUAUUUAAUUACGGAGUUGUUGAGAAGUAUGCAUGUGUUCGCUUUCUCGGGGCGGGGGAAAGAGACAUUAUGGCCUAGAAAUUCAUUGAGGCCGUGUGUGCCUAAGCAUCCAAUAUGGUGGAUGACACAUAUUAGUAAAGGCUCCAGUAUAGAACCAUAGAAACGUUACAGCACAAAAAGAGGCCAUUCAGCCUAUUGUGUCUGCACCAGCCGAAAAAACAUUUUUUAAAACUAGUUGCCCAUUCAUUUCCCACUUUCCAGCACUUGGUCUGGAGCCUUGCAGGUUUCAGCACCUCAGGUGCAGAUCCAGGUGCCUUUUAACUGAGCUGAGGGUUUCUGCUCAGAUGCCUCCACUAUCAAACCAGGCAGUGAAUUCCAAAUACUAAUCGUCCUUGGGAUGAAGAUGUUUUUCCUCAUGUCCCAUUUAAUUCUUCUACCAAUCACUUUAAAUCUGUGCCCCCUGAUAACUGACCUCUCUGCUAGGGAAAGCAGGGCAUCCCUGUCUACUCUAUCUAGGCUCC
Messenger RNA from Carcharodon carcharias (great white shark), 2197 nucleotides. It is a transcript of the gene sfxn4, whose product is annotated as sideroflexin 4. NCBI's taxonomy places the organism in Eukaryota, Metazoa, Chordata, Chondrichthyes, Lamniformes, Lamnidae. Gene Ontology annotation, cellular component: mitochondrial inner membrane. Gene Ontology annotation, biological process: monoatomic ion transport; mitochondrial transmembrane transport. The record is from RefSeq and is a predicted model, not a curated record. The transcript has 14 exons. The coding region runs from base 214 to 1173 and encodes 319 amino acids. Gene Ontology annotation, molecular function: monoatomic ion transmembrane transporter activity.